AUGGCAGGGAGCUUCCAGCAUGUUCGCCGGCACCGCACGACCUUCACAGCAGAGCAACUGGAAGUACUGAAAAGUGUUUUCCAGAAGACCAAGAUACCCAGCUUCGAAACCGUAGCAGAACUGGCUUCCACCCUCAAUCUUGAUGAGGCUGUAGUCAAGACGUGGUUUAAAAACCAACGAGUAAAGUGGAAAAAGCAGCAGCAAGAAAUGGAGCCAGGGGUGUUGCCAGGACCCUCUACCCAGAAUACUGAAGAGAAUGAGGUGGUGUCCCCCUCACCUGUCACCGCAGAGAACCGUGUCCCAUGGAAUUCUGCCACUACCCAUCACCAGGACGAUGAUGUACCCAGGUCUUCUGGGCUUGGGCAGCCUGUGUUGGAUUCAGAGAGGGACUGUCUGCCUCCUGACUUAAAGGAUAUAUGUCUGAGGGUUUCCGAUAGUCCUUGGGCCAACACGACCCUGGACAUGGACCAAUUCAUCAAAAUGUACCACAUAUCUGGGGAGGAGGAUCCCAGAAGCCUGGACAGAUAUCUCUUGCCAUUAGCUUGA
Molecule: messenger RNA, 546 nt
Organism: Marmota flaviventris (yellow-bellied marmot)
Lineage: Eukaryota; Metazoa; Chordata; Mammalia; Rodentia; Sciuridae
Gene: Leutx
Product: leucine twenty homeobox
Biological process (GO): regulation of transcription by RNA polymerase II
Cellular component (GO): nucleus
Molecular function (GO): RNA polymerase II cis-regulatory region sequence-specific DNA binding; DNA-binding transcription factor activity, RNA polymerase II-specific
Source: RefSeq, a predicted model, not a curated record